UGCAACCCCAUUUCUUCUCCCGUCUUUCUCAUCUCCCGUCUCUCUCUCUAACCCCUUACUCCCAUCUUAUUUUCUCUCUCUAGAAACAACAACAAUAGUCGUUUUAUUAUUGGUUUCAAUUUAAUUGUAACACAAACAAAAAUGACGAGGCAAAGUAUUGUGUCGAAUUCGGAAUCAAAGCAAAACAAUUCAUCUUCUACCAUAUUAUCUCAUAAACCCCCUCCCAUUCCUGGUAAAUACAUUUCCUUACCAUUGUGUGAUAGGCAACUUUUGAAAGACCUCGACAUCAACAGUUCCACUUGUUGGGUCGAUUCUAUGAGGGCUUCUUCCCCUACUCACCUCAAAUCCACUCCUUCUCUUGGACUCUUGGAGCAGCCCUCGGCGUUGGACAUGUUCGAGCAAAUAAUAAAGGCGUCAAAGGGGAAACAAAUUGUGAUGUUCUUGGAUUAUGAUGGAACUCUGUCUCCAAUCGUUGAAGACCCUGAUCGAGCCUUUAUGUCCGAUGCUAUGAGGAGGACAGUGAGAAAGUUGGGUAGAUAUUUUCCAACGGCAAUUGUGAGUGGGAGGUGCCGAGACAAAGUUUACAACUUUGUCAAAUUGACUGAGCUGUACUACGCUGGUAGUCACGGCAUGGAUAUCAAAGGCCCCGCUAAAGGCUCCAAACAUGUUAAGAAAAGUCAAGCUGUACUAUUUCAACCGGCUAGUGAAUUCCUACCUAUGAUCGAUGAGGUUUAUAAGACACUUUUGGAUAAAACUAAAACAAUACUUGGAGCUAAGGUGGAACACAACAAAUUCUGUCUGUCUGUUCAUUUUCGUUGUGUGGAUGAAAAGAAAUGGAAUGAACUGUCUCAUGAAGUAAGGUCAGUGGUGAAGGAAUACCCAAAGCUCAAACUCACUCAGGGUCGUAAGGUGUUUGAGAUCCGACCGACCAUUAAGUGGGAUAAAGGAAAGGCUCUAGAAUUUCUUUUGGAAUCACUUGGAUUGGCCAAUUGCACUGAUGUUUUCCCUGUUUAUAUCGGUGAUGAUCGCACGGAUGAAGAUGCAUUUAAGGUAUUGAGAGACCGAGGUCAAGGUUUUGGCAUACUCGUCUCCAAAAUUGCCAAGGAAACAAAUGCGUCUUACUAUUUACAAGAACCAUCCGAGGUGAUGAACUUUCUACAACGAUUAGUCAAGUGGAGACGCGUGUCCUUGAGAAGGCAGUUUAGGCUAUAAAAAGCCUUGUGGAUUUCUGACCAUUUGGCUCUUCCCAAUCUGAAAUUUGUAAAGAAUAGGGGAUGAGGAUUUGCUAUAUAUGCAUUAUCCCUUUGCUUAGGAUAAUUUAGUAGGCACUAAGCAAGAUUAAGUAGAAGUUAAUUUAAGUUGUAUAAAAAAAAAAGGCCUAAGAAAUGAGGGGCCCAAAACUAUGAAGCAUGCAUAACUAUUGGAAGGAAGGAUUAAUUAAGCUUGUACAUACAUAAUCAAUCUUGUAACUAGAAAGUACUUGCAAGCUGAAGUGUAUAAAGCUUUGCUAAGGAAUGUAAGUUGUAACUUGUUGUCAAUUAGUACUAAUUUUGAAAUCUAGCUCCCUUUUAAUUUGUGAGCA
This is a messenger RNA of Chenopodium quinoa (quinoa), 1582 nucleotides long. RefSeq names its product probable trehalose-phosphate phosphatase I. Lineage: Eukaryota; Viridiplantae; Streptophyta; Magnoliopsida; Caryophyllales; Amaranthaceae. The transcript has 10 exons. Gene Ontology annotation, biological process: trehalose biosynthetic process. Gene Ontology annotation, molecular function: trehalose-phosphatase activity. The coding region runs from base 142 to 1212 and encodes 356 amino acids. The record is from RefSeq and is a predicted model, not a curated record.